Messenger RNA from Bipolaris sorokiniana ND90Pr, 963 nucleotides. RefSeq lists its product as uncharacterized. Bases 1 to 963 code for a protein of 320 amino acids. The record is from RefSeq and is a predicted model, not a curated record. Gene Ontology annotation, cellular component: extracellular matrix. NCBI's taxonomy places the organism in Eukaryota, Fungi, Ascomycota, Dothideomycetes, Pleosporales, Pleosporaceae. Gene Ontology annotation, biological process: extracellular matrix organization; collagen catabolic process; proteolysis. Gene Ontology annotation, molecular function: metalloendopeptidase activity; zinc ion binding. The transcript is spliced from 2 exons.
AUGAACUCUGCCCCACUCAACAUUGUCCAAGCAGCUUCAAAUGUAAAGGCCGACAUAAACAUUCGUUUCUUACCCAUCAACAGUAACAGAACUGUCGCCAUCACAACUAUAGACUCAGAUGGUGUAUAUUUCACCCCCGGUAAAAUUAAUAUCACAUUCAACGACAAUGAACAGUGGACAGACGACAUUCUCUUCUCCACCACAGCUGUACACGAAAUAGGUCACGCCCUCGGACUAAGCCACAGUACCAUCCCAUCAGCCAUCAUGUUCGCCUACUACGACGGUCUCAUGCACCCAAUCCACCCUGACGACAAAAUGGGUAUCCACAGCAUCUACGGCUGGAAAACGCCUAAAUGGAAGCUCAUAGAUUCCGGCUCAAAAGUCAGCAGCAUGAUCCAAGUCACUUCCAGCUUCAACACGCCUGCCCCCAACGACGGCCUCUACCAGAUGCGUCCGACAGGCCAGAUCCUCCGGUACAUCAAUAACGCCUGGACAACUGUCGACAACUACAAAGAAACCGCCCAAAUAACCGGUGCAAACGGCAUCCUCUACCAACGCCACUACGACGGCGGAACCUUCCGCUGGACAGGCACAGACUCAAACUGGCAAUCCAUCAGUCCCACCGACACAUCCAUUCUCGACAUCCACGCCGCCUCCGACCAACUCUACGCCCGACGCAAAGACGGCUCCGUAGUCCGCCUCUCAGGCUCUACCUGGCUCACAAUCGACCAAACCGCACCUGGUUCGCGCCAAAUCGCCGUAUCCUACGAUAAAACGCUGUGGAACAUGCUGGCAAACGGCGACCUAGUGCGAUCGCGCUGGCCCUACACUUCCGCAGCCAUCCUCGACAGAAACGCCGCGAACAUUGGGAUUGCGGUUGGCGGCAACGAGUUUUUCAAAGUGCAGAGCGAUGGCGCGGUUGUGUGGCUCGACAAUAAAGGUCCGUAUUGGAGUCAACACUAA